Molecule: messenger RNA, 2735 nt
Organism: Cyprinus carpio (common carp)
Lineage: Eukaryota; Metazoa; Chordata; Actinopteri; Cypriniformes; Cyprinidae
Product: multidrug and toxin extrusion protein 1
Exons: 18
Coding region: 133-1920 (595 amino acids)
Biological process (GO): xenobiotic detoxification by transmembrane export across the plasma membrane
Cellular component (GO): membrane
Molecular function (GO): xenobiotic transmembrane transporter activity; antiporter activity
Source: RefSeq, a predicted model, not a curated record
ACUUUUUGAGAUCCACCCAGACGUCUCCCUGCAAUGGAUCUUUAGCACAAUAUCUUUCAUGCAGAUGUUGUCCUGUAUUGUAACGAAAUAUAGGCUGCUUUGUGUCAGUUAAAGAGUUUAGAAAUAACGAAAAUGGAAAGUAUUAAUACAGUAACCCAGAUAAACUGGCACUCAGAACCGGAGAAAAGUGAUGAUGAUCAGUCAACGUCAAGUUCACAGGUUGUUUGUGGAGGAUGUCGAAAGAAACUCCGGAGUUUAUUACCGGUGAAUUAUAAAGAAGAAACUGUAGAGCUGCUAAAACUGGCUGGACCAGUGUUUAUAUCUCAGCUGAUGAUCUUUCUGAUCAGUUUUAUCAGCACUGUGUUCUGUGGACACUUGGGGAAAACUGAACUGGCCGGUGUGGCUCUGGCUAUUGCUGUUAUUAAUGUGACUGGCAUCUCCAUCGGCUCUGGAUUGGCAUCUGCAUGUGAUACACUCAUCUCUCAGACGUUUGGAAGUAAUAAUCUGAAGCGGGUGGGUGUGAUACUGCAGAGAGGGAUUCUCAUCCUCCUGUUGGCCUGUUUCCCCUGCUGGGCACUGCUCAUCAACACCGAGCCCAUCCUGCUGGCUGUCCGACAGAGUCCCAGUGUGGCCAGUUUGUCACAACUCUAUGUAAAAAUAUUCAUGCCUGCUCUGCCUGCUGCCUUUAUGUAUCAGCUGCAAGGACGGUAUCUUCAAAAUCAGGGUAUUAUUUGGCCGCAGGUCAUCACAGGAGCAGCAGGAAACAUCCUCAAUGCUUUAAUAAACUACAUCUUCCUUCAUCUGCUUGAUCUUGGUGUGCCAGGAUCUGCUGCUGCAAACACUAUUUCCCAGUAUUCCUUAGCUGUGUUUCUCUAUGUAUACAUCCGCUGGAAGGGCCUGCAUAAAGCCACAUGGGAUGGCUGGUCUCUUGACUGUCUGCAGGAAUGGGGUGCCUUCAUUCGCUUGGCUUUUCCCAGCAUGCUUAUGCUAUGUGUGGAGUGGUGGACAUAUGAGAUUGGUGGAUUCCUAGCAGGGCUCAUCAGUGAGACUGAGCUAGGAGCCCAAUCUGUUGUGUAUGAGCUGGCCACUAUUGCAUAUAUGUUUCCACUGGGAUUUGCAGUGGCAGCCAGUGUGAGGGUGGGAAAUGCACUCGGAGCUGGAAACACAGAACAAGCCAAGCUGUCUGCCAAAGUAUCUUUAGCCUGUGGAAUGCUGGUUUCUUGUGUGGUGGCAACCUUAAUUGGAAGUACAAAAGAUAUUAUUGGAUACAUCUUUACCACAGAAGAGGAGAUAGUGCUCAGAGUAUCAGAGGUCAUGAUCAUGUAUGGCUUCUUUCAUUUAUUUGAUGCGAUUGCGGGCAUUACAGGUGGCAUUGUCAGAGGUGCUGGAAAGCAGCUGCUCGGUGCUCUUUGUAAUAUUGUGGGAUAUUAUUUUGUGGGAUUCCCAACUGGAGUGUCUCUGAUGUUUGCUCUCAGCAUGGGCAUAAUUGGUCUGUGGAUUGGGUUAUUUGGUUGUGUUUUCCUACAGUCUUUGUUCUUUAUCAUCCUUAUUUGCAAACUGGAUUGGAAAAAAGCGACUCAAGAGGCCUUGAUCAGAGCAGGUGUACAAGCCCCUAAGACUAAAGAUGAAUCUUAUGCUAUGGAAAAUAAGGGCUGCACAGAAGAAGUACCACAGGAAUCCCAGCACACUGAAGAAGGCCAAACAGAUGCAAACUCAGAUGUGGAAGGGCUCAGUGAAGGAGGAGGAAUAACAGAUGCUGGCACAAAGAUCACAGUUGAUGUGGUUUUGACAACCAAACAGCUUGUUAUCCGUCGAGGACUUGCAGUUUUCUUCAUGCUGCUUAUACUAGCUGGAGGGAUUGUGUUAAAUGAGAAAAUCCACCAUUGCCUGGGCCACCUAAGCAAAGUUAAUAGUAUUUGAGGUAGAUGACUAUGUUUUAUUUAUUUUUCUAUUUAUUUUUUAAUUCCAAGCAGCCUUUUUACAAUCUCUGGUAUUUGAUGUGGUAAUUGUGUCAUAGACUUGCACUGUGAAAUUAAAACAUUUCUGGAAGUGAUGUUUUUUUGAAUUUCAAGAUAAGCUGUAAUGGUUUCUUGACAUGUAUUUUUUAUUUAUUGUCAGUAUUGGGCUUGAUUGUCAAGCACGUUUCUGCUGAAGACCAUUUUUACCCAGGACAAAAAAUCCUGUGAAUGUAUAGUUCUUUUACUAAAAUAUAUACUUGUUACUCAUAUUCUUGUCAAAAAAUUUAGGACAUCUAAGGGACCUUAUUUCAGAUAUGCAGAUUCUCUAGGAGAAAAUUAGGUUACACUUAAUUUAAAGUCUCCUUGGUACAGUGUAAUUAUACAUUUAAGAACUUAUAUUUUAUACUUAUAACUUAUAUAAUAUUAAUUAACUACAUGUACUUAUUACUGUAUAUGGUUAGGGUAAGGAUUAGGGUUUGUUUUAGGGUCACUUGCAUUUAAUUAUGCAUAAUUAAUUGUUAUUAUAAUAUUAAGUACAUGUAAUAUGUGUAACAAGGACACCUUAAAAUAAAGUGUUACCAAAAAUUAUUGAAUUAGCAUUACCAACUUGAACCCAGAGAAAAGUCUGCAUGGGGAAAUCUUUAGCUUUUUCACAAAAUUUCCAUUUGCGUGGAUUUCUGUUGACAUGACUAGAUUUUGCCUGUGAAAAAUUGCAGCCUGUGUUUAGUUAGAUUGCAUGGUGUUGACCAGCACUGAAAUUAAACUGUAUGAUCAUUG